Closterium sp. Naga37s-1 is the source of this 1146-nucleotide messenger RNA. The record is from the annotation of a GenBank genome assembly. NCBI's taxonomy places the organism in Eukaryota, Viridiplantae, Streptophyta, Zygnematophyceae, Desmidiales, Closteriaceae.
AUGCGUGAUGUGUCACGUAAACGCCAGGCAGGCAAAGUGGUCCUGAUCCCGGUGGGAGUUCAUUUCCAUGCAAAGUCGUUGGGGAAGGAGACAAAGAAGACAAAGGCGAUAAAGACAAAGACAUCGAGUCCACAGGGGAAGAAGAAGAAGAAGAAGAAGAAGAAGAAGAAGAAGAAGAAGAAGAAGAAGAAGAAGAAGAAGAAGAAGAAGAAGAAGAAGAAGAAGAAGAAGAAGAAGAAGAAGAAGAAGAAGAAGAAGAAGAAGAAGAAGGAGAAGAAGAAGGAGAAGCAGAAGAAGAAGAAGAAGAAGAAGAAGAAGAAGAAGAAGAAGAAGAAGAAGAAGAAGAAGAAGAAGAAGAAGAAGAAGAAGAAGAAGAAGAAGAAGAAGAAGAAGAAGAAGAAGAAGAAGAAGAAGAAGAAGAAGAAGAAGAAGAAGAAGAAGAAGAAGAAGAAGAAGAAGAAGAAGAAGAAGAAGAAGAAGAAGAAGAAGAAGAAGAAGAAGAAGAAGAAGAAGAAGAAGAAGAAGAAGAAGAAGAAGAAGAAGAAGAAGAAGAAGAAGAAGAAGAAGAAGAAGAAGAAGAAGAAGAAGAAGAAGAAGAAGAAGAAGAAGAAGAAGAAGAAGAAGAAGAAGAAGAAGAAGAAGAAGAAGAAGAAGAAGAAGAAGAAGAAGAAGAAGAAGAAGAAGAAGAAGAAGAAGAAGAAGAAGAAGAAGAAGAAGAAGAAGAAGAAGAAGAAGAAGAAGAAGAAGGAGAAGAAGAAGAAGAAGAAGAAGAAGGAACAGAGUGGGAGACGGACGACGUGGAAGACGCAGACCGACUAUAGGACAAUCGAAGAAGAAGGACGAAGCACAAUAUGCACUGGGUUCACGUAUGGCGCGAGAGAGACGACAGAGUUCAACGAGGACAUUGGCGUUGUACUACAAGCCCCCUCUCCUCUUGAGACCACGUGUCUCCCUUGCGCGUUGGCGCAGAGCAUCUGCGUGGCAGGGGACCUGAGCAGGCUGGAUAUGGACCCAUGGACCCAGCGCAUCGUCGCUAGUGUUGCAGGGCCAACUGUGGUCCCAAUCGCACGCGUCUACGUGCCACAGCCUGCCUCAAAUACAUUCGACAGAGCCACAGAACAACGGCCGGAUAGCCUAUGGGGGUAG